Messenger RNA from Neoarius graeffei (lesser salmon catfish), 2813 nucleotides. Its product is annotated as phospholipid phosphatase 3-like. The record is from RefSeq and is a predicted model, not a curated record. Gene Ontology annotation, molecular function: phosphatidate phosphatase activity. The coding region runs from base 198 to 1103 and encodes 301 amino acids. Gene Ontology annotation, biological process: canonical Wnt signaling pathway; phospholipid metabolic process; phospholipid dephosphorylation. The transcript is spliced from 6 exons. Lineage: Eukaryota; Metazoa; Chordata; Actinopteri; Siluriformes; Ariidae.
AGUGUCACUGAAAAGUCUUUGUUGCAGCUUUACUUCAAACUUUAAAGCUGUUCGUCCACAAUCUGAGUCCUUUAUUACCGAGUUUCUGUCUCAUGUCAGCAGUCAGUAAUAAACAUCUGUGUGUCUCCAGACAAAGAGAAGUCUGUCAGAGUGAUCCUUCAUUUCUGUGUUAAAAGGAAGGAACCCAGUUAAAGUCAAUGCAGCGCUUACUGUGUGAGAAGGUGAUGGCUUCAGAGAGCAACAGUGAGGUGAAAGACACCAGCCAGAGGAAAAUCCUCGUCUUCCUCGACCUCUUCUGUCUCUUCUUGGCUGGUUUGCCGUUCCUGAUCAUCGAGUCCAGUGCUAUCCGGCCGUACCGCCGCGGUUUCUACUGCAGCGAUGACUCCAUAAAAUACCCAGCUAAAGAUGGAGACACCAUCAGUGAUGGGGUUUUAUCAGCUGUGGGCACGCUUAUCGUCGUCAUCUCAAUCACGAUAGGCGAGAUCUACCGGAUCCACUUCCUUCAUGAGGGCUCCAAUGCUUUUGUCAGGAACCCCUACUUAUCAGCCCUCUACAAGCAGGUUGGGGUUUUCCUCUUCGGCUGUGCCAUCAGCCAGUCCUUCACAGACAUUGCCAAGGUGUCCGUGGGCCGCUUGCGUCCUCACUUCCUGGAUGUGUGCAGGCCCGAUUUCACCCGGAUUAACUGCUCGCUGGGUUACAUCACUGAGUACAUGUGCACAGGGGACGAUAGCAGGAUUCAAGAGGCGAGGAAGUCCUUUUUCUCAGGCCACGCCUCUUUCUCCAUGUACACCAUGCUCUAUUUGGCUCUGUACCUGCAGUCGAGGUUUACCUGGGAAGGAGCACGACUGAUACGGCCUCUGGUGCAGUUCACACUCCUCAUGAUGGCUUUCUACACCGGUUUAUCACGGGUCUCUGAUCACAAGCACCACCCCACUGAUGUGCUGACGGGUUUUGCACAGGGAGCCCUGGUGGCUUACUGUAUUGCAUUCUAUGUGUCUGACCUGUUUAAGUUAAAGGACAGAGGCUCUUCCCUUCCACCCACUCAGAUAAAGAAAGACCUCCUAACCACUGUGGAACGGAACAACCACCUCACUUUAGCGUGACUUUAACAGCCAAGGAUACGCUGAGGUGUCCGGUGCACACGGACUGGAGUGGUCACUGGGCGAGCACUGGCUUUGCCCAUCAGCAGACUGGCCAACACUGGACAGAUGUAAACCACAUGUGAAUCUUAAUGUGCCAAUUUGGUGGCAUGUUGGAAUUCAGGCCUACGACGCUAACUGUUCGACCUGUGAGGCUGUUCCAGAGCUGCAACACUAAUCCAAAGGAGCCUCGUGUUUAUUUCUUCAACUGAAUCGUGAGUCUCGACAACUCGAAUGGACAGCUAAGCUAUUUCUGAGAAGACAUGGUUGUUUAACCUGAAGUGAAACAAAUUCCUCACCCAGGGGGAAGGAUUUUUAAUGGAAUUGCUACAUGGUAGACUGUGAAUAUUAUUUGAGAAUGUAGCACAAUAUUCAAACCUACACUUGAAUAUUCAGUAAAUUAUAUAUUUUUUAAAAAAGCAGCCCUGAACCACAUGUCUGGGGAAAAAUAUUGAUGUUAUGCAGUUAUUGUGACUUAAUAUCUCGUUAUUUCAAGAUGUCAUUAUUCAGACUUAUUAUUUUAAGUUUCUGACUGCAAAGCUGAAUUCUGGGCAACAGUGUUCCAUUUCUAUUGCUGUUGGAGUUUCGAGAUGUUUCUUGUGUGUAAAUGUUUUGCCAAGAUAAAAAGCAUUCCGCAUUUUGCGAUUCCGGAGAUUGUCGAAGCAAGUGAGCAACAAUAUCACGUGACCAUCGUGGGGCAUGUUUGAGCUACUUUUCUGCUCGCCCUCCAGCAGAAAAGAAAACUGCAAAUAGAGCAAGGUUAGAUAAUGUGUCAUUUUUCUGACAGAUGACUAAAUAAUUCUAGCUAGCACUUAGCUAUCUUAGCCUUCGAAUGCAUGGACUCAACUCCACGGUAGCAUGUAUGAAGUCUAAUAUUUUGAUCUUACAGAGAAAGAAACGAUAUCGCAAAAGCAGUAACUGAGAAAAGAUAUAAAUAUUUGUGUUUUGUUUCACAGCUCUAUUCGCAAAUGUCAACCACAAAUUACAUCCCUGCAACUCAAAACUCUCUGAGGUCGAUGCAGAGUCAUGAAGUUUUCUGCGAGUUGCCAUCUUGGUGCGACACAGUUCCAUAGUUAUGCUAAUUAGUUAAAGCUCUUUUCCGUAGGGCCGUACUGUUUACCUCAAGAGGGAGGAAAACGGUCCCAAAACAGAGAAAAAUGACCCUCUGGACAUCAAAAUCACCACAUCCUGUUCGUCCACAUGAUAUUGUUCUUGGGAGACAGAGGAAAAUGUCACACAAUAAAAAAAAAAAAAAUUAAUUUCACAUGACUUUGCAGUCAGCACCUUUUAAUUAUUUCAAGAUACACUCACUGAACAGUUUAUUAGGAACCCAUUUACAUUUGUGCAUUCAUGCAAAUAUCUAAUCAUGAGGCAGCAGCUCAGUGCAUGUAGGUGAGGGUCAAGAGUGUCCGUUAAUAUGAGGAUCAAACAUCAAAUUGGGGGAAAAUGUGAGCUUGGUGAUUUUGACCAUGGCAUUAUUCUUAGUCCCAGAUUUGAGUAUUUCAGAAACUGCUGAUUCUCCAGGGAUUUUCAAAGAUAACUGUCUCUAGACUUCAUGCGUCAUAUGUUUAAAUGAGCCACAUUCCUCAGUUUAUCAAUUUUCCACACACCGUUCUGUUUCCUCAUUCAAACGAGUCUCAUACGACGGCGUAUUAGGGUAAUUGUAGGUCCAAA